AUGAGGCUGUUUCUGACGCUCCGUGCAGUGAACCUCGCCAUAGCCGUAGCAACCAUUCUGCUGCUGCUAGUGGUUCCGCAUACGAUCGCGGUCAAGAGGGCACCGGCGAGGAAGCCCCCAUCGCGUGCCGAACGGCUGCAAACCGAGCUCUUAACGGCGUUCAAGGACCUCGAUAAGAAGUACCCCUUUUUUUCCGUUUUUGCGCAACGUUUCUACACUGCGGCCAGGGUCAAACUUAUAUCCCUGGAGGGUCCCUCCACGAUCCUUGUUCCGUCCAAUAUUGGCAAUCAGUGCAUGAAGAAGACGUGGGAGGCUUUCACUCCCCAGCAGAGGCUUCGCAUAAUGAAGAAUCUGAUUAUUAAGGGAAAGUUCAGCAAGGAUCGGCUUCUAUCAACUGUACCCAUGUGGCAGUUCCCCACCAUGAAUAUGGGCCUGAAGCUGGUCAAGGUGAACAGCUACUCAACAAGGGAAUGCUAUUUCAAAGCUGUAGGCGGAUCUUCGUUUGGCCCAUUGAACAUGGCGAAUCUAAGCAUGACUAGGACUAUUCAAGUCCAUGGUAUCUCCACAGUCCCUAUCCCACUGAAUGCUUAA
Messenger RNA from Closterium sp. Naga37s-1, 591 nucleotides. NCBI's taxonomy places the organism in Eukaryota, Viridiplantae, Streptophyta, Zygnematophyceae, Desmidiales, Closteriaceae. The record is from the annotation of a GenBank genome assembly.